AUGCUGGGGUACUACCCCCUCCGAGUGCUCCUUCAUUUUCCCCCAUACCAUACCUUGUCUCCAUCUCUGUACUCUUUCGCUCUUCUUGCCUUUCCUCGUCCCUCCUCUCCAGAGGGGGCCAAGAACGCACGAUGCUGGGGUACUACCCUCGGGUUCUGCCCUCAUCACUUAUCUUGUCUUCGUUUCUUUCCUUCACAACAUGCUUGCCUCUCCUCUCCCUCCUCUCCAGAGGGGGCCAAGAACGCGUUGAGCAUAGCAGGCACGAUGCUGGGGUACUAUCCUCUACGUGUGCUCCCUUCCAAGACGGCCAUUCUGCCUGUCAACCCCACCUACCUCCCCAAGAGCCAGGAGGAGAGGGAGAUGUGUGCUCGCACUGUUUAUUGCACCAACAUUGAUAAGAAGGUUACCCAGGCAGACGUGAAGCUCUUCUUUGAGUCACUCUGCGGAGAGAUCUCUCGCCUUCGUCUGUUGGGCGAUUAUCACCACUCUACUCGCAUUGCCUUUGUUGAAUUCGUGAUGGCUGAGAGUGCAAUGGCGGCUCUUAACUGCAGUGGGGCCAUUCUGGGCUCGCUCCCCAUCAGGUCUGUUCCACACCUCUCCGCACCACUCUGCACCAAUCUGCACCACUCUGCACUGCUCCACAGUACCGCACCCUCAGACUGA
Messenger RNA from Closterium sp. Naga37s-1, 663 nucleotides. NCBI's taxonomy places the organism in Eukaryota, Viridiplantae, Streptophyta, Zygnematophyceae, Desmidiales, Closteriaceae. The record is from the annotation of a GenBank genome assembly.